AAAUAGCUUUAAGUUCCUAACGCCUGCCGUUAUCAAAGUGACCCUCCACGUGGUCUGUGUUGACACAGAUGAGAAGCAGGACAACCUCUGAUAAGGGACUGCUUUAAAAGUAGACCCUGAGAAAGAAACUCUCAUUUUCUCAUCAACAGAAUUAACUUUAUCAGCAAAGAAACAUGAAUCUGCAGUUUAUUACAUUGGCUUUGGCCUUUGCUUCCACAGCAGCAUUUCCACUCAAUGAUGAGAUCAGUCGAGAUGCAUGGAGUUUACAGAAAGACAAUCAGGCCACUGACAAGAAGAAUUUUGACAAAGACUCAAACUCUAUGUGGAAGAACCAUGUAGUGAGCAGUGACCUUUACUCUGAAGACUCUUACAACCCAAUGGCAGCAGAACUGAGGCGCAAACUAAGCAUGGAGUCUGAGCGGCUGAGGGCCCGUCUGAAGCAGGAGCUCGCCGAGCUGAGAGAAAGACUCUCUCCUUACCCCAGCCAUCCCAAACACACUCUAGCCAAUGUGAAAGAGUUCCUCGCCCCCUUUACCAAACAGCUCCAGACGGUUCUCCAAUCCAACACUCAAAACCUUUGUGAGAAACUCAACCUGAACCUCCAGGAGCUGAACCCAGAGGAUGCAGUGCUUUACCAGGAGGCUGUGCAAAAGAUCACAACAGCUCUGGAUGAAAGCCACCAGAAAAGAACAGCAGCCUUUGAGGACUUUAAAACGAAAGCAUUCGAGGCUGUCGAGGAGGAAAGAGACAGCAGCGGAAAGGAACUAUGGGAGGAAGUCACCGCCAGGCUUGGGCAAGAAGUUUGUACCUUUAGUUUAGAGGUACAAGGAAAAGUUGCUGCGCUCAAGAUUGCUUUGAUAGGCCAUCUUGCGUCGGCACAGCCUCCAAGGGAAGUGAUGGCUUCAAAGGUGGAUCAGUUCUGCCAGAACUCUGCCACUAGGAAUCAACAGUUUAUUUCUAACUUGGACCAGCAGAUGACAACGCUCCAAGAAAGCCAGAGCCAUGGUGAGUCAACUGGUUUCCAUCAGACAAACAUUGAGUCCAUACAGGAGGAUUUCUCCACAAGACUCACAGCGCUGUUACAAGACAUCGUACACACCCUAAAUUAAACACAUCUCCAUUCCUGUCAGAAAUACAACUGUAAUGUAUUGUAAAUAACAACUGUUUUGUGAUCUGUCGCUUUGUGUAAAUAUAUUGUGGUUUGUACAGUUUUCAAAGAGAAAUCUGAAUGUUUUUGUGUGUAAUAUGUGUUGACAUGCUGUUUUGGAAAUAGUUAAGAAGAUCAGUUUGUACGUAUUUGAAAUGAACAUAUAUGUUGUCUGAUGAUUAUUGCAUCAACUUCUGUGUAUUAAUAAAAGUUUUUCUUUCUAAAUA
Danio rerio (zebrafish) is the source of this 1374-nucleotide messenger RNA. NCBI's taxonomy places the organism in Eukaryota, Metazoa, Chordata, Actinopteri, Cypriniformes, Danionidae. The record is from RefSeq and is a predicted model, not a curated record.